This is a messenger RNA of Blepharisma stoltei, 540 nucleotides long. The record is from the annotation of a GenBank genome assembly. NCBI's taxonomy places the organism in Eukaryota, Ciliophora, Heterotrichea, Heterotrichida, Blepharismidae.
AUGGAAGAUAUUUUUGGUGUCAACCUAAUUUCGCAAGGAGGCGUAGUGAGGACAAGCACACUACACAACUAUAGAAUUGUUUUAGUACUUGCAUCUGCAUCAUGGUGUCCUACAUGCCAUCAGUUUCUACCAAGACUUAUAGAUUUCUAUCGAGCAGUAAAUUCAAGUGGGAAAAUUAUGGAAAUUGUCUUUGUCAGCAGAGACAAAAAAGUGGAUGAAUUCAAUAAUAUAGUUCGCAAUGUUCCUUGGGUUGCAAUGAACUUUGAUCAAAGAAGAGCAGAAGCAGUUUUCCAGAGAUUUGGGAUAAGCGGAAUUCCUAAGCUUAUUUUACUCAAUCAGAACGGAGCUCCUGUCAGAAUGGAAUGCAGAGAAGACAUCUUAGCCAAUGGGCCUGGCUGUAUUGAAAUCUGGAGGAAUCUCUUAUAUCUUAGUACAAUAAAAAAGCAUUUCUAGUGAUUAGCUGCUAUCCUAUUUCCUAUUUAAAAUAGAAUUACGGCAACAGUAAAAAUGUUUAGAUUCACUCUAAUUAGCAUAGAUUAA